CUUGUUCUUAUAUAUAAACCUCUCUCAUUGAAUUCUCACACAUGACACACCCCACAACUUUGCACCUAAACACAUGAUUCUUGUUCUGCCUUCUCCUAUUUCUCCAUCUUGAUUUCCCUUUUUCUCUGAAUUGGCAUUCAGUUUCUGCAACCCUUUAUCGUUUCAUGACCAAUCAUUAGCCAAAGCUUGGAACUUGUGACCAAUGUCAUCUUCAAGUCUCUUCUUUUAUCUGUUUCUUGCAGUUCUUGCUGCAGAAACUACCUUUUGCUUUUCUUCUAAGGUUUAUGUAGUGUACAUGGGAAGCAAAACUGGGCAAGAACCAGAGGAUGUUCUAAAGCAACACCAUCAAAUGCUUGCUGCUGUUCAUGAAGGAAGUAUUGAGAAAGCACAAGCUUCUCAUAUUUAUAGCUACAAACAUGGUUUCAGAGGCUUUGCAGCCAAGUUGACUCAAGAACAAGCUUCACAACUUUCAAGAAUGUCUGGAGUUGUUUCAGUUUUUCCCAAUUAUAAGAGAAAACUUCACACCACCCAUUCAUGGGACUUUAUGGGACUUGAGAAGGAUGAAACCAUGGAGAUUCUAGGACAAUCCACAAAGAACCAAGCCAAUAUCAUCGUUGGUUUCAUUGAUACCGGAAUUUGGCCUGAAUCACCAAGCUUUAGAGACACCGACAUGCCAGCAGUGCCACCAAGUUGGAGGGGCCAUUGUCAAUUAGGAGAAACAUUCAAUGCAUCUUCUUGUAACAGGAAAGUGAUAGGAGCAAGAUAUUAUUUGAGUGGAUUUGAAGCAGAAGAAGGGUCAGACAAGAAGGUCUCUUUCAGGUCCCCAAGGGAUAGCACUGGACAUGGGAGCCAUACGGCCUCCACGGCGGCCGGCCGCUACGUGUCGAACAUGAGUUACAAGGGGCUGGCAGCUGGAGGAGCCAGGGGAGGUGCACCUAUGGCUAGAAUUGCUGUUUACAAAACUUGCUGGGAUUCAGGUUGCUAUGAUGUGGACUUGCUAGCUGCCUUUGAUGAUGCCAUAAGAGAUGGUGUUCACAUUAUAUCAUUGUCUCUGGGUCCUGAAGCCCCUCAAGGAGAGUAUUUCAAUGAUGCCAUAUCAGUGGGGUCCUUUCAUGCUGCUAGGCAUGGAGUUCUAGUGGUGGCAUCAGCUGGGAAUGAAGGAACUCCUGGUUCUGCUACUAACCUUGCACCUUGGAUUUUCACUGUUGCUGCUAGCUCCACUGAUAGGGACUUCACCUCUGAUGUUGUACUAGGAAAUGGUGUCAACAUCUCGGGUGAAAGUCUCAGCAUCUUAGAAAUGAAUGCCUCCAAAAGAAUAAUAUCUGCAGCAGAUGCCUUUGAUGGAUAUUUUACUCCUUAUCAAUCCAGUUACUGUGUAGAUAGCUCCCUGAAUAAGACCAAGGCCAGAGGGAAGGUUCUGGUGUGUAGACAUAUAGAGAGUUCAUCAGAAUCAAAGUUGGCCAAAAGUAGGGUAGUGAAAGAGGCAGGUGGUGUUGGAAUGAUACUCAUUGAUGAGACAGAUAAAGAUGUUGCCAUACCAUUUGUGAUUCCUUCAGCUAUUGUUGGAAGGAGAACGGGCGAACAUAUUCUAUCAUACAUCAAUAGAACAAGAAAGCCUAUGGCGAGGAUAUUUGCAGCCAAGACAGUUCUAGGAACUCGACCUGCACCCCGAACAGCGGCAUUCUCUUCUAAAGGCCCCAAUUCCUUAAACCCAGAAAUCUUGAAGCCUGAUAUUACAGCUCCCGGAUUAAACAUUCUCGCAGCAUGGUCUCCGGCAGCCGUUGGAAAAAUGAAGUUCAAUAUUAUAUCUGGAACUUCUAUGUCUUGUCCACAUGUAUCGGGAAUUGCAGCAUUAGUCAAAGCUGUUCAUCCUUCAUGGUCGCCCUCUGCUAUCAAAUCUGCCAUCAUGACAACUGCUACUAUUCUGGAUAAGCAGCACAAACCCAUUAGAAGGGACCCUGAUGGAAGAAGAGCUAAUGCAUUUGACUAUGGAUCAGGGUUUGUGAACCCCACAAGAGUUCUAGAUCCUGGCCUUGUCUAUGAUUCACAGCCAGAAGAUUAUAUUGACUUCCUCUGUUCAAUUGGUUAUGAUAAGAGGUCACUCCAUCUUGUUACAGGAGACAACAGCACAUGUGAUGGGGCAUUCAAGAAACCAUCCAGCCUCAACUAUCCAUCUAUUGCAGUGCCUAAUCUUGAAGACAACUUUUCAGUAACACGUGUUGUCACCAAUGUUGGAGAAGCAAGAAGUGUAUAUAAAUCUGUAGUGGUGUCUCCUGCUGGAGUUAAUGUCACUGUUGUGCCAGACAGGUUAAUCUUCGGAAGAAUUGGACAGAAAAUCAAGUUCAGAUUGAAUUUCAAAGUGGCUGCUCCUUCAAAGGGCUACACAUUUGGGUUCUUGUCAUGGAAGAAUAGCAGGUCUCAGGUCACAACUCCUAUAGUUGUUCGGGCUUCAUCAUCAGGCUUUGGAUUGGUCAGAUAACAGUGUGUUUGUAAAUAGUUACAUUAGCAUAGGAGCUGUGAGAAUAUUGCAGUCACUAUAUGCCUAUCAUAACCAAUUCUUCUAAAAAUCCCUGAUGCAGUCUAGAAGAUCACUGCCAAACAUAUGUUAUAGUUAUAUGCUCAGUGUAGCAAAUAUUACCAAAACACAGAAUUUGAAGAAAUUAUAGCCAGAAGUCCUGAAAUUUCUCAGAUUUAUUUUCAAUGUGUGAUGUGUUUUUCACUUUUUCCUUCCCCACCAAAGUGGUUAGUUAAGAAGGUGUAUUAAUUAUUUUUAAU
Messenger RNA from Arachis stenosperma, 2775 nucleotides. RefSeq names its product subtilisin-like serine-protease S. The coding region runs from base 203 to 2479 and encodes 758 amino acids. The record is from RefSeq and is a predicted model, not a curated record. Lineage: Eukaryota; Viridiplantae; Streptophyta; Magnoliopsida; Fabales; Fabaceae. The transcript has 11 exons. Gene Ontology annotation, molecular function: serine-type endopeptidase activity. Gene Ontology annotation, biological process: proteolysis.